GAGUUACUUGGGUGGGCAAGUGAAACAACAAAUUUCGAAUUAAAACUUAUUUCGCAUUGAUUAAUUGCUUUAUGAUAUAACUACAAACUACUGCAACACGUUCAAAUUGGGUUGCGCUUGCGACGCAAGCACUUUUGAAGGACGACAAAAAGAAAACUGAAAAGACUGAAACGCAAACGCAAACGAUUUCUAAUCACACUCGAAGACUUUCUUUCUACUACACAAUUACAACUACAAUUACAUCUACGAAAUAACAUCACACUUCUGACUGACUGACGGACAGCCAGCCAGCCCGAAAGAGGAAAAACGCUCAACAACUCGCAGCUCACAGCUCAUAUCACACAUAAAAAGUGUGCCAAAUCCAGCCACCCGCCCGCCCGCCUGUCUGUCGCCCAUUUUCUAAGCCACACGGCGGAAUCAGAAAUCAGCAUAAAAACAAACAAACAAGAAUUCGCAAUAAUACAGAACAGCAAAGCGGAUCAGCGCAAAAAGAAUUCAAUCGGCUGGGCGCUUGUGAGUGACUGUUGAGGAAUAUUGAUGCACACAGGGGACGUGCGGAGAGAGAGGCAGGGGCGUUUUUUCCGAGUUUCGCUGUGGACAACGACGACGACAACCGAUAAAAGAAUAGUAAUAUGAACGGCAAGGCGCCAUUGAAUGGUGGCGGAGCAACCAGCGUUGAUUUGUACGUCACGCAUCUGGAUCAUGUUGGCCCCUAUCUGAAGGUGUACGGUCAGGCCAAUCUGGAUGCGGCCCUGAUGGUUAGUCAGCGCAUCGAGAAAUUGCUUCCGACAUGCUUUGCCAUAGACCCGAGUUGGUCAAUUGAGCGCCAACAGGCGCUUCUCACGCCCGGCACAUGCUGUGUGCUCAAGCGAAGAAAUGGCGCCGCUCCCGGCGACGUGGAAUAUAUGCGAACCCGUGUUCUCAGCGCUGGCAUCAAUGACAGCAAACACCACACGGGCAACACUCGCAGCCAAAUGCGCGUCGAGAUUGAGUUUCUUGAUUACGGCUACAAGCGUAACGUGAGCAGUCAUGAUCUGCUAUUCUCAAAACAGCCGCAACUGCUGCAGAAUAUUCCAGUUCUCUGCUCGCAAUAUAUUGUGCUGGGCAUAUGCUCAGAGUGGAAUCAAAGCGAACUGGAUGCGGUGAAUCAAUUGAUGGCAAAUCAUGUCGUCAGCAUCGAGGUGGAUCCCGACCAGAUAUGUGGCCAGAAAUUUGCCAGCGUACGCUGGAAGGAUUUCGAGCUCAAUGAGUUCCUUGUGGAGCAGAAGCAAAUCGGUGCACCCAUUGCCAAAGAGCUGAUCAUGGACCACUGCAAGAAUCUGUGGAAGGCGGCCUCACCACAGACCAACCUUAUCGAGUACAACAACAAUAGCAUCCAGCACACGAACAACUCCUCCAAGACGCCCACAGACUUGGCGCGCGAACAAAUUGCGGCACGCUAUUCGCUUGCCGCUCGCCUCGACGUGCAUCGCACGCUAGCCACAACGCCAACCAGACCGCUAAAAACCGCAGCGACAAACGAGUAUAUACCACCUGCCAAGCAGCUGCAGCAGCAGCAGGUGGUGCAGCCGCCUCCCCAAAUGGUGAUGCCUACGCCCUUGGCCAAUUUGACAAAUGUUUUGCCAAGCAGCAUUCAGGCGGCACCCGGCGUACAUCUGGCCAAUGUACAGAAGGCGGCGCCAUUUGCCACGGCCAAUCAUCUAGCAUACAAUACACAACGUGCCAAUUAUUCUUCAACUUCCGAGCCAUCGUCGGGGCUGUUGCCCACGCACAAUGUUUACACGCCCAAAACUAGUCCCAGGCCACUGAAUAUGUAUUAUAAUGUGCGCCUCAAUAAUCCCAUGCAGCCGCAGCAGGUGCAGCCGCAGCAGAUGCCACUGAUGCAGUUGCCCAAGCAGCCAGCGCUGAGCUAUGCUCACGCACCACGAUAUACACUAUCGCAACCACCGCCAGCGGCUGCAGCAGCUGCACAGAAGAAGCAACAAGUGCUGCAACCCAUUAUUCCGGCAUUUCGGACCACCAGCCUCACAGUGGGUCUGACCUACGAUGUUUACGUGAGCUUCGUGGAGAACGGACCACAUCUGUUCUGGGUGCAGCUGAAGAGCGCGGAGAACGAUCUGAACGCCAUGAUGGGCCAGAUCGAGCGUAUGCGUAUGCAGACACUCAUUCAAUAUCCGGGCGUGGGCACUGCAUGUGUGGCACGCUUCUCCGAGGAUGGCAAUUGCUAUCGUGCCUUAGUCAGCGCCGUCUACGGCAAGCGUAUCCGUGUUGUCUAUGUGGAUUAUGGCAACGCCGAGAUGGUCACGCUGACAGAUCUCUAUCAGAUACCUCAGGAACUGUUGCAGAUCAAACCGUUUGCCUUUCGCUUCGCACUCGCGGGCGCCAAGGAGUUGGGCGCCCUCGAUGAGAGCAUGAAACGCAUCUUUCAAAGUUCAGUGAUAUAUAAAAACUUCCAAUUGACAGUGCAGGCGGCUGAGAGUGUGGGCUCCAUGCAAACCUGCCAGCUGAUGCGCAAUGGCAACAGCAAGCUGGAGGAGCUAAAGAUGCAGAAGAAUUCGCGUCAGGCGUAUACCAAAGCGGAGCCACUGCAAAAUGAUGAUAUCGUCGAGAUACGUUACAUCGAUUCGCCGAACAACUUUUACGUGCAGAAGGUGAACAACGUGAAGCAAUUCGAGCAGCUGAUGGAUGAAAUGUUUGCCUACUACAACAUCAAUCAGAUGGUGCCCGAUCAGCUCGUCCUUGGCGCACCCUGUGUCGUCAAAUGCGAGGGUGAAUGGUAUCGUGCCGAGCUGCUGCGCGUGGAUGACUCCUCCACAACUAUUGUGCGUCACGUGGACUUUGGCUAUGAGGAGGCAGUGCAAAAGCAUUUGAUCGGCAUCAUUGCCGAGAAGCAUCUGAAGAUGCCGCGCCAGGCGAUCAAGUGCUGCCUGAAGGGUUUCGAGAACAGCGAGCUGAGAGAGGAUAAGAUCACCGUUCAGUUCGAGAUGCUUGCCGAGGAGUCGAACGUCAGUCGUCGCGCGUUCAGCGUUCGUGUCUUUCGCAUUGAACCCGAUGGCCUCAAUGUCGUCAAUCUGCUGGCCAAGAAUCUGAACGUGAUGAAGAAGCUCUACAAGCUGUCCAUGCCAUUUGAGCAGUAUCUCACCCUGGAGAAGGGUCAAUUCAAUGCGAAUGUGACGCGUGCCGAGUCUAUAACUUCAGAGGCAGCGCCUCAGCAGCUGGAGAAGGGUCAGGUGCUCAACUCGACGACCGUCGAGAGUGAGGAUCGCAUGCAGCUGCAGCAGAAGCAGAAAAGGAAUGCCAACAACGAAUGGGACAAGCACAGCUCAGCAUCUGCCAGUUCGAAGGAUACCCAAUCGCAGCAGAGCGGCGCCAAGCGUCCGGUGCAACAGCAUCCGGCACGACCCGAACGCAAUGGUGGCGUCGAUGGCAAUUUGGUUCGACGCAGUCGAGAUACGCGCAUCGACACCAGCUUUGAGAGUCACAGCACCAGCAGCUACACCAGCGGCAUGAGCUCCCCGCGCAAGGGCAACCGCCAAAAUGGACGCAAUCGCACGGAUUCGCCGCGACUGCAAAAUGGCGUCUGCAAACCGGAAGCCAACAAAAAUACUCGCUUUGCCAAUAAUCAGUCGCCACGCAAAGAUCAAGCGCAGCAGCAGCAGCAGUCGCAGCGGAAUUCGCCCAACCAGCGCUCACAGAAUGCACCGCAGGGCUUCGCACAGAAGCCACAACGUCAAAAGUCCACGCUGGAUGGCGGCAGUUCGAAGCGAUCGAGUGGUGUGGAAAGUGAUGCCACAUCUAAUGCGGAGACAACAGCAGCUAAGGCGGUGCCCAUGCCCGAGCCGGAGAAAUAUGUGCCGCUGGACAAAGCGUUUGCAGUGCAGGAUAUAAAAACGCCCACCAAGGAGGCGGCUAGUCUCUCGUGGUGGGUAUCGCCAUUCCAAUUUUACGUAGUGCCAAAAUCCCUUGCCACCAAAUACGAGAGUCUGUUGCGCGAGAUGCGGCAGUUCUAUCGCCAGAAGCCCCAUCAGCAGCUCCAGCUGAAGGUCGGCUCCAGUGUGGUUGUGCGUCAGCGCAAGGACAAUGCCAUAAUGCGGGGCACCGUUGUUGCCUCCAAUCAGAUGGUGCGCAAAUAUCGCAUCUUCUGCGUCGACGCUGGCAAUAUGUUGACUGUCUCCUCGGAGGAUGUCUGGCAGCUGGAGCAGCGAUUUGCAGAGCCGCCGUGUCUGGCGCAACGCUGCAGCUUCGACCGAGUGGUGACCAAUUAUGAUCAUUUGUAUAUCGUUGAUCGCAUGGAGAAAUUUGUGCCAGCAAAUGCAAAAGUCGAAUGCGAGUUCAAAUCGAAACAGCUGCAACUGCAAUACAACCAGAACAACAACAACAAUAACAAUAAUAAUAGCAUUGGCAACACAUACAUAGUUAAAAUGCUGGUGAAUGGCGCCUCUCUUCGAGAUACUCUAAUCAGUGCAAAGUUCCUUACCGAGGUCUCAGAGCAGGUGCGAGUUAGUCUGUUGGCUGGUCAGCAGGUGCGUGGCAAAUUCACCUCAAUUCGAGAUAUGACCAACUUUAAGAUACAACUCGAGAGCUGCAGCGAUGUGAACUUCUUGUGCAGCUACGAUGACGUUAAAUUUGUCAAGUCCGACCAGGAGAUGGCCAAGGCCUUCAAGCAGUACUACGAGGGUAAAUCGUAUGCCCUAAAUAUAAAGCAUGUGUGCGAGAACAACAUCAUUCACUUGCGACCUGUUAUGCCGCUGCUCAAGGAGGAGCGCAAUCCCUUUAUUUGCGGUUAUCCCGUAUUGGUUAAUAGUUUUAAGGCACUCGUCGUCUAUACGGCCAAGUCUUAUCGUAUUUUGGUCCAGCCCAGCGAUGUGCAGGAAUCCAUGAAGCAGCUGCUGGACGAUAUGUUUGAGUACUACUCCAAGAAAGGCAAACAGCUGCGAAAAAUUGAGAAGGAUCAAGUUUGUGCGGCAUUGAGCGCCGAUGGCAAUUGGUAUCGUGCACGCAUCCUGUCAAAGGAUAACAAGGGCGCACGCCUGGAUGUGCUGUACAUUGACUAUGGCAACUCGGAGCAGUUGUCGCGCGAAAAGCUCAAGCAGCUGGAGGAGAAGUUCUAUGUGAAUCGAAGCUGCUAUGCGGUUGAGAUCAAUUUACCAAUUGGUCGCAUCCAGAACGAUGAGAAAUUAAAGACACGCCUCGCCAGCCUCUUGGAGACGGUGGUCACAGUAAAGCCCAUUGAAACACGACGCAAUCAUCUCAUUGCCGAUGUGCUCCUGUCCAAUGGAAAAGAUAACCUGCUGGACAAGCUGAAGGCAGAGAAGCUCAUUGCGGGCAGGGAUAUUGAUUAUAUGCGCAAGCAGCUGGACAAGGAGAAGCCCCACAUAUACGAGUAUAUUGAAUGCGUCGACCUGACCAUCGAUGAUGAUGAGGAGCACCAGCAGCAGCGCAAGGCAGGCAAAUCAAACUCGACAAACAGCUCACCCAAGACCAAGAAGUCACAGCAGGAGGCAAAGGAAGCAAAGGAACCGAAGGAAGCCAAGGAGCCCAAACAACAGCGCAACAACAACAAACAGCCGGAACAGGUGGCGCCAACAACGGCGGCGCCAAUAGAGCCAGUAGCUGCUGCUCCCAAGGCUGAAACGAAGCCAGUGGAGCAAGUGGUGCCAGUACCUGUUGAAGUUGUGCCUGAGCCGCUACCCGUUCCCGAGAUUGAAACAAUUGUUACUCCUGUAGUCUCACCCACGCCCAGCCAGACAGCUGUCGCUGUGCCACCACCACCGGAUCCGUACAAGGACAUGGAGACCGCUGUGCUGAGCCACUGCGAUAAUCCCGCACACUUCUAUGUGCACACCAUGGAUGCGCUGCCCAAGCUCAAGCGUCUCACCGAGAAUCUAAUGAUUGUGUCGCCAUCGCUGCCACAGCUGAUGGAUGUUGUCAAUGGCGCCGAAUGCAUCUCAAUGUAUUCGAUGGACAAGUGUUGGUAUCGUGCCAAAAUACUCGAUGCGGAGCUAAUGGUGCUCCAGUUCAUCGAUUAUGGCAACACCGAUUGCGUCUCGGACGCCAAGGAGAUCAAGCAGAGCCUGGGCAGCCAAACGGAGCCACUGUGUCUGCCCUUCGCCCUGCCCAUUGCGCCCAAUGGCACGUUGGAGUGGGCAGACGCUGCCAAUGGCAUCUUCAAUGAUUCGUACGAGAAGCUGCUCCACUAUGAGUAUUUGUCGCGCGGCGAUUGCCAAAAGCGCAGCUAUGUCAAUCUCUACAUUGAGGGCGUCGAUGUGGCCAAGAAACUGAUUGCCGAUGGCUAUGCCAAGCCCCUGGAUUACGUGAAUAGUGGCAGCAGCUGUUACAUAUCGCAUGUGAAUAGCAUCUCUGACUUCUAUCUGCAGCUGGAGAGCGACUCGAAGGCGCUCGAACUGAUCGAAAUGUAUCUGGGCGAUGCGGAGCAGCAGCUGCAGCCGCUGCAGCGUUUCGAAAAGGGCAGCAUUGUGGCCGCCCUCUUCGAUGACGAUGGACUCUUCUAUCGGGCCGAGCUACUGCGUCAGAUGCCCGAUUCGCGUUACGAGGUGCGUUUCAUUGACUACGGCAACAAAUCGACGACGGCCAAGUGUUUGCUGCUCUCCGAGCAGAUAGCAACGGUCCCCAGUUUGUCGAAGCGCUGCUCGUUGCAGCUGCCUGAGGAUUAUGUUGAUUGGUCUCAGCAGGCGGAGCUCAAAUUUGCCGAGCUUACCGGCGAGGGUGAAUUGGUUUUUACCACACAACUGCUGCAGCCGGGACUGAAGCAUGUCCUCAUCCAUCUGCUGUUGGAUGAGGAGAAUGUGUUGGAUCAAUUGUUGCCACUUUGCACGCGUAAGCAGCCCAAGCCGGAGGUGGUGCAACAACCAGUUGCUGCCGCCCCGUCCAACGGGGAGUCAAGUGCUGACUCCUCGGCUAGCCGUUUGGCCAUUGUGACCCACGUGAAUAGUCCCACCAGCUUCUAUCUGCAGUUCGAGUCGGACAAUCAACUCGUGGACAACACCAGCGAGCAGCUGAACUCGGAGAACGCCAGUCUGCAGCCUAAGCAGGGCGUUGCUCAGCUGGCUGAGCUGUGCGUCGCCCAAUUUGCCGAUGACAAUGAGUUUUAUCGAGCACGCAUCUUGGAGCAGUUGCCCGCCAAGCAGUCGCUGCAAUAUCGCGUCUUGUUCAUUGACUACGGCAAUCAGGCGCUGGUGGAUAAAUUAUUUGAGCUGCCGUCGGAGCUGGCUCAAGUGAAGCCACUGGCCGAGCUGCAUGCUCUCGAAUCGUGCGUGAACUUUCUGAAAUACCCCAAGGAAUCCCGGGAAGCGCUCGACGCCCUCAUCGACAGUUGCAAUGGGGAGGUGGCCGUCGAGUUUGUCAACAAGACGGCGGAGCCGCCUUUGGUCCGUCUAAAGACGAUGGACAAAAAUGCACUCAACAUACAUGAGCAGCUGCAGAAGCUGCUCGAUGCUGCAGCGCUGCUGAAGCAGGAUAAUAAUAACAAGGAGUGCAUCAUUUCACAUGGCAACUCACCCAAGAGUUUCUAUGUGCAGCUCAAGAAGAACUCGGCCGAACUGGAUCUGAUUGUGAAAACACUGCAGUCCCUGACAGCCGAACACCUCGAGAAGGUGUCGAGUCCUGCCCCGAAAGUGAACGGGAUAUGCUAUGAGGAUGAUUGCUAUUAUCGCUGCUGCAUCCGGCAAGUGUUGCCUGAUGAGAAGGGCUGUGAGGUGUUCCUCAUGGAUUACGGCGGCACUGUGGUCACCCAGCAGGUGUACACGCUGCCCGAGCAGCUAUGUCAAAUACCGCCACUGGCGCUCCACUGCAAGCUGAAUGAAAUACCCCAGGAUGUGUCGGAUGAGCAGCUGGAGACGGCAUUUGCCGCGCUGCUGGAGCAGCAUUUCGGUGAGGUCUACGAGCUGGUCAGUGAACUCAAGCAGGAGGAGGAGGAGGAGACAACCCAGCAGGCAGUGCAAUUGCGCAUUAACUACAAGGAUUUCGCAGAGGAAUUGGCCAGCAUUGUGGCUGGUGUGCAGCGACCGCUCGAGGUGGUGCUGCACAAUUGCUUUGUGGUGCAGUACGACAAUCCCAAGUCCUUCUAUGUGCAAAUGGAACAGGAUGUGCCCGCGCUGGAACAGAUGACCGAUAAAAUGCUCGAUGCCGAUCAAAAUUUUGAACCCUUCACCCAGCUGGCCGUGGGUGCAAUCUGUGUGGCCAAAUUCCCCGAAGAUGAGGUCUUCUAUCGGGCCGAGAUAGUCAAGCUCCUCGAUGAGGGCAAGUGUGAAGUGCACUUUAUAGAUUUUGGCAACAAUGCCAUCACCGAUCAGUUCCGCCAGCUGCCCGAGGAUCUGGCAAAGCCGGCGCGCUACAGCAAGCACUGUGAACUGGAGAGCGCCCUGAUUACCAAGUGCGACGUGGCCGCCUUGGGCGUGUUCAUCAACACUCGCUUCUCGGAGACGUUCCAGCUGGAGAUACUCACCAAAAUGGAUGAGAGCGACACGCAUGUGGUGCGUCUUUUCUAUCAGAACACCAGCAUUGCCGAGCAGCUGCGUCUCCAGAAACAAUCUUAGAGAGGAGAUUCCUCACGAGGCAUCCAUUAGCCUGAACAUUAAUCCAUCCGCCAAACAAAAGGCGUUGAGAGGCAUGCACGAAUGCAGAGCUCUGAUGCUUCAAGCAUUCUGACACACACACACAAACACACACACACACCUUUUACACACACACACACACUCAAGCAUAUUUGCAAUAUGAAUGCAAAAGAUUGUGAUUAAUUUUUGGCUAAAGUAUAUCUGUUGUAUUACCUAAUUUAGUUGGAACAAGUUAAACUUAUUCUGCGAUAAACAGAGGAUUGUAAAAGCUCAUGAUUUUGCUAUAUAUAUAUAGCCGGCAGCUUCAUUGAUUUUUCAUGGAAAACCAAAAUGAAAGCUCAUUUCUAAUUUCUUAUUAAUUAAUGAAAAACAAAAAAAAAAAACAUAAUCAACAAAAAAAAAAAAACGAAUACAAUUGUAUAAGAAAAAAUCGAACAAAAAAAACGAAAAACAUUUAAAAAAAAAAACACACGUUGCAUAAAACAAAUCGAAAAAGUGCAACUAAAAAAAAAAAUAAAAUUGUGAAAAAUAUUUAGAUGCAAAUCUAACCAACGAAAAGUUGUUGAAUGAAAAUGGCAAGGAAAGCGUAAUUGCUCAAUUAUAACACACACUUUUAAAGCAAUUUUAUAUAAUCAAAACUACCAAUGGAGGUUUGUGUGCUGAAACAAUUUUGGGUGGGUUAAUUUAUUAUGAUUCUUUUGUUUUACAAUUACUCACUUCUUUUUUUUUUACUUAUUUCGCUAAUUUUCAAUGUUUAUGACUUUUGUUUGCUCAAUUAAUUCAACUGAAGAAGUGAAAAACACACAUUUUCUAUCAUUUAUAUUACAUACUUUACAUUCAAAUUACUAAUAUUAAAAAAAAAAAAACAUUUUUCAAACAAAAAAAAAAGCAGAAAAAACCAACAAAAAAAAAUCAAAAACAAAUACGAAGCAAAGACUAAAAAUUAAUGGAAUAUGGGGUUUGUUAUAUUAAAAACCUUGCAAAAACAAAAACACAAUGUCAUAUUUUUCUACCAUUUCUUUUUCAUGUUGUAAACAAAAUAAAUGCAAAUAAAGAGAAAACCACGAAAGGGCAAA
Molecule: messenger RNA, 9649 nt
Organism: Drosophila grimshawi
Lineage: Eukaryota; Metazoa; Arthropoda; Insecta; Diptera; Drosophilidae
Gene: tud
Product: maternal protein tudor
Exons: 9
Coding region: 633-8555 (2640 amino acids)
Source: RefSeq, a predicted model, not a curated record